Molecule: messenger RNA, 3348 nt
Organism: Alligator mississippiensis (American alligator)
Lineage: Eukaryota; Metazoa; Chordata; Crocodylia; Alligatoridae
Exons: 6
Coding region: 934-1674 (246 amino acids)
Source: RefSeq, a predicted model, not a curated record
UAGGCCACAGGUCAUGCCUUGUAUUCAGCUGUAAAGCUAAUACUUCUUAAUAAUCUAAAUUAUUGUUAACUUAACAGUAUGCUAUCAGAAAACUAUUCUAUUUCAGGGUAAUAACAAACUUGCUCACCAGAGGUCCUCCCUUUGUUUUAAUUUUUCAGAGGGAAUUUUGGAACACACUUUUAGGUAUUUAACUUCUUGUGGGGUUAGGUUUUGAUAAUUGAUGCUGGAUAUUUGUAUAAACUGACCAUUUAUUUUUACUUGCCUUUGUAUAAACUGUUGUCCUAGAGAGCAUAGACACUGAAAACAACAUAACAGGCAGACUAUAGUUAUAACUAUUUUAAUUAUACUUAGCAUAAAAGGUCUAAGCCAUCCUGUAAGGGAAGAGAACCAGUUAGUAAGCCAGCUAAGAGCUGCAUCUUUGGGGAUUUUAGCUACAUCUUCGGCUUUUUGGAUAUGGACAGCUGCAUCAUUGAGGUGGGUUUGUACUAUUGUAAAAGAACUGUUAACCCAAACGCAACAUUCUGGUCCGAUAACCGCACAAGCUCCCCCUUGAGCAGCAAGGAGAAGAUCAAGGGCUAUAUGGUUUUGAAUUACCAUUUGUCGGAGUUCUUCUUGGGUGUCAGCCGAGGCAGCAACGGCCUUUGAGAGGUCUUUGUGACCUUCGCUGAAUUAGUGAGCCAUGAUUUCUAUCACAGCUUGGAGGCAUAAUGUAAAUUUUUUAAGACGCACAGUGCCUAUUCCUGGGAGCAUACUUGCAAGGGAACACCUGAGUAAUACUCCCUUGUGUUGGGAGUCCAGUUACAUCUGUACCAGCCUCAGCGGUUCCUGUUUGUGGAAGUCGGUGGGACAGCAGAGAUCCACUGCUCCUCCAGGGAAAGUGUGGAAUGGGGAGGAAAUGUGCACUGGUAUCUGAGAAGGACGGGUGAGGCCCCCAUGCACUUUAAGAAGUGUGCAGAUGAGCAAAAUGUGAGCAGAUUUGCUUGCAAGCAUAAGGGAUGCACCACAACACUGGAAAUCAGAGUGAUCCAGAGGAAUGAGUCUGGCAUUUAUUACUGUGCACAUGGAUACAGCUCCGCGAUGUUUGGGAACGGAACCACGGUGAUCGUUGGAGACAGCUUCACCGACAGCAGCUCUGUGCUGCUCCUGGGCCCCGUUGCAGGAGAGAACGGAGCCACAGAUCCUGCACAUCUGGCCUGUGUGAUCCGGGGUGUCUCCAACCUGGUCCAGGUGUCCUGGCACGUUCCUGGAGAGGAGCCAGCCCAGGGGCUGCUGCACUCACUGGAAGCCAGUAAUGGGUCCUUAACACUCAUCCAUGGCAUCAGCAUCCCCUGGACCAGCUGGGCCAGCGGGGCAGCCGUCACCUGCGAGGUCACAUUCAACUCCUCUGGCAGCAGCGUUACCAGACAUGCCGUCUAUUCUGCACCUCCUUCCACACCCUGCAUCAUGCUCCCUGUCGUGGCAGCUGGCAGUGCCGUGCUGCUGGUCACGGUGCCCCUGAGUCUCAUCUGGAUCUGCUGCCCUCCCAGAUGGGGAUCCUGCCCCAGGAUGCCAGCACCUCGCAUCUCCCAUCAAAAUCAGGAUGGACUCGUAUAUGUGGACCUGGCGUUUGAGCCGCCACCUUGCCGCAAGCCCAGAAAGCAGCAGGCAGCACAAGGGAAGAAUGUGACGCCAUGAACAGCCGCAUCCACGGGCUCCUUCAUGCGGGGAUGGCGGCCACUUCUUUGCUGAUCGGCGUGCAUCAUGGCAGCCACCAAGAAGUCUCCAUGGGGGUACAUGCUCUCUCUUUGAGGGCGUUCAGACUGGACAGGUCAUUAGGCCCCAAAGAUGAGCGUGGCUGGGGAGGAUGUCGUUUUACAUAGUUGUAGCAAAGACUUCCCAGGAGAACUAGGUGGAACAUUUCCCCCCAUCAUGGGACACUUCAACAGAAACAUAAAUUUCACUUUUUCCCCCUUGAAAUUCCCAGCUGCAAACAUCCCCUGUGGAGGGACCUCAGGUGGACUCUUGAGCUGUUCAGCAAUCAGGGAACAAGAGACAAUCCCCAGGGAGCUGGGCCUGUGUCCAGCCCACAAUCGGACAGGAAGCUGUGCUGCAGUAUCUGUGCUGCGCUCCCACACGAGCUGGGAGGAUGCUGCGCUGUGGGUUUAGCACAUGCACUCUGAAUGCACUCAUCCCACGGCCUUUUCCCUGCCAUCACUACCUAUGCUAACAAGAUUCAGCUACUCUGUGCUAUGAUCCCCCAUGCUCUGGCUGUUUGCAGCCUUCUGACCAAAAAAAUAAACCCCCCAAAUCUUUGUUGCCCAAAAAUGCCAGCUUUUCCUUAUGGGUGAAAAAUUGUUCAGGAAAGAUUUUUGGUAAGAAAAAUCUAGAUGCAAUAUUUACAAUCUCUCUGUGUUGUGGGGGAUGCAGUACGUUAUAAGGCCAGAAGGACCCAGAAUUAUGAUCCUGAGGUGGGUGUUUCUGGCAGUGGCUUCAGCUUUGAGCUCCCUAGUUGUGGUCUGAGUGGCUUGGUGACCUGUGCUGUGCUCUGAGCUACAAGAACAACCCGCCUGAGGAUUUAACCAGCAGCCCAGGCAGGGUUGGUAGCCCCGGAUAGCCUCCAUACACCACAACUGCACCCAGCUCAAGCUAAGGUGUGCUUUCUGCUUAAGCAGCUUGGUGAUCUAUGGUCUUGUUCCUGCCCCUGUCAGCAAUAGGCAGCCUCAUAAUGAAGCAUCUCUGGACCUGCUGCUAAUAUGAUUUAAAGCCUCUUGAUGCCCACCCAGCAGGGCACGGGGUGCAGAGUUAGGGGCAAGUGAUUAAACUCCUAGACUAAGCAAGGGGGAAUGUGAGUGCAAUGUAAAAUGAUGUUUAGGUAUCACAGGGCAGGGUGAUGGCCAGAGGCUGUGACUGGUCCACGUGUCCAGUCCACAGCUCAUAAAAAGCAUAGUCCGUCCCCUAGGUCAGACUGGUGCUGCUGCAAGGGAAAUGAUUCAGAUCCACCAUCGGUCAAUACCCGACUGCUGGAAGUGGCCCCUCAGGUGUGCAAAUGGGGAUGUGCAAAGGUGACCCCUGGAGCUCACUCCCAGCCCUGCUGCUCUGUGAUUCUCUAUGAUGCAUCUGUGCAGCGAUCGGGAAGCAAAAGCAACACUGCACGUGCUUCACACGGAGCAGCUCCCUCCCUUCUGCUCCUCAGUGACUUACGGGGAUUGACCAGUAUUUUCAAGGAAAGAUUUUUUUCCCCCCUUCAUUCUGACUUUCAGAAAUAAGGUGUGUAUCUUCUUCAGGGCAUGUUGUACAUGAGAACAUAUGGUCUGUUGUAUUGUAGCAUAAAUGUUACAUUGUUGGUAUAUAAAUAUAUAAAAACAAUGA